CACAGCUCUGACCACCGACGCCUGCAGCGCAGUCCCCUCUGCACGGCCCCCGCCCGACUGCGUACUCGUAUAUCAACUCCCAUCGGACUCCUGGAAGACCCCUAAUCAGCGACCAUGGCACAAGACCGCUUGGCAGCUUUGAGAGCACAAAGGCAGCAGCAGCCGCCUGCCGCAGGUCCUGGCGGCUAUGAGAUGCAGAGCGUGAACACGCCGCAGUAUGCGAACGGUGGAGGCCAGAACAACGGCGGAGACUCCAUGGGUUCUUUCAUGUCAGAGGUUGCCUCCAUCCAGGAUGGCAUCCAGCAGUUCGACGGCAACAUCAACAGAAUCUCAGACCUCCAUUCGCGCUCGCUGAACACGCUGGACGAGUCCGCGUCGCAACAAAACUCUGCCCAGCUCGAUGAGCUUGCAGAAGAUACCCGACAACUGAGCAAUAGCCUCUCUAAGCGCAUCAAAGCGCUCGGCACGUCCGUCAAAGGUGGUGGUCAGGAGGCACAAAUUCGGAAGAACCAGAUUGAGCACGUUCGCGCCAAGUUCGUCGAGACUCUGCAGCGGUACCAGGAGGUCGAGAGACAGUACCGUGCACGGUAUAAGCAGCGUGUGGAGCGUCAGUUCAAGAUUGUCAAACCCGAAGCUACUCCCGAGGAAGUUGCGGCCGUCGUCAACGACGAUCAAGACGGAGGAGGACAGAUAUUCGCACAAGCUCUUACUACUUCCAACCGCUAUGGAGAGUCUCGUGCUGCUUACCGCGAGGUUCAGGAACGUCAUCAGGAUAUCAAGCGUAUUGAAACAACGCUCGCUGAGCUAGCACAGUUGUUCAACGAUAUGGCCGUCUUGGUGGAUCAGCAGGAGAUCCAAAUUGACCAUAUCCAUGACACGGCCGCGGAAGUAGAUGUCGAGACUGGCGGAGCGCUGAAGCACACCGAAACUGCUGUGAAGAGUGCGAGAGCGGCCCGCAGAAAGAAGUGGAUUUGUUUCUGGAUCACCGUUAUUGUCAUUCUGGCUGCUAUUGGUAUUGGUGUGGGCGUGUACUUCAGCAACCACCCGCCCGGCAAAAGCAGCAGCAGCAGCAGCGGAAACUCUACCAGCAGCUAAGGUAAACUAACUACAGCUAAACCACUUUAGUGGCCGUCGGAGUUGGACGGCCAGUGAAGCUGGUUAUAAUCGCGACACAUGAACGUUGACAUAUACCCCUCCUUUUUGACAUCACCCUCCAUGUUUGCAUUUGAUCAAGCUAUCCACUCUUUCGUGAUCAUAUCUGUCUAUCACUCACCUACUAAUUUUCCCGUGAAUCUCAUUACCUGUUUACCUGUGGACCCUUAUACUGCCUUAUACAAUACUAGCGGCUUAGGUCGAAG
Messenger RNA from Coniophora puteana RWD-64-598 SS2, 1358 nucleotides. RefSeq names its product t-SNARE. Gene Ontology annotation, biological process: intracellular protein transport; vesicle fusion; exocytosis. The transcript has 8 exons. NCBI's taxonomy places the organism in Eukaryota, Fungi, Basidiomycota, Agaricomycetes, Boletales, Coniophoraceae. Bases 115 to 1095 code for a protein of 326 amino acids. Gene Ontology annotation, molecular function: SNARE binding; SNAP receptor activity. Gene Ontology annotation, cellular component: endomembrane system; plasma membrane; SNARE complex. The record is from RefSeq and is a predicted model, not a curated record.